Manihot esculenta (cassava) is the source of this 1335-nucleotide messenger RNA. RefSeq lists its product as uncharacterized. NCBI's taxonomy places the organism in Eukaryota, Viridiplantae, Streptophyta, Magnoliopsida, Malpighiales, Euphorbiaceae. The record is from RefSeq and is a predicted model, not a curated record. The transcript has a single exon. The coding region runs from base 1 to 1335 and encodes 444 amino acids.
AUGUGCCUCUCGUUUGCAUUGUUUAGACUUCUGUGUCGUAGAUUUGCAGGAUAUUCCUUGUCGGAGAGCUCUCAUGAGAAGACAUGGAAGCUUGUUCGAAACGGUCUACUUUUUAAGGAAGGUGAUAAUGAAAGAGCAUUCAGAGUUAUUGAAGUAGAACUCUCAUUUCUCUAUGAUUUCUUCUACACGAAGUAUCCUGCCAUCUUUAGAGGAAGAAUGUUAAUAUUUAAAAUCAUUCAGCUUAUUACAGUCGUAAUUGUUUUCUGGUUCACAGUGUCUACACUACAAAAUUAUCGAUCACCAAAUGGAUAUCUGAACCUCAUCACCAUCACUGGACAUAGCGUUGAUGUUCUAGUUACAGGCAUAAUGAUGAUGGCCAUCAUCUUUGUAGAUAUCAUGCAAGCUUUCUUGCUUAUAUUUUCAGAUUGGUCAAAAGUGAUGUGGAUUUGCAAGUAUGUACAGAAAGAAUCAUGGCAAAAUAGAAAAUGGAUAGAGAAGAUGAUUGAAAUCGUAUGCCAUGGAUCAUGGUUAAAACCUUGGGAAGGAAAACUCGGGCAAUACUCUCUACUUGAGUCCUUUGAUCACAGCCCAUUUAAACUGAUAUAUGACUAUAUUGUCACUUAUUGUACAAGUAGACCAGGAAUCAAAGAAAAUGCUCACAUUGAAUUGCCUGUUGAAGUGAAGAAAGCAGUGGCAGAUUCAAUAAGAAUUAACGAACGGCGAUUGACAAAUGGUGUAGCUUCACUGGAGCGAAAUGGUGUUGCAGACCAACUUUCAUGGGCAUGUAGAUUAGAGACACAGGCACAUGUUUUCAUGGUCUGGCAUAUAGCCACUAGUCUUUGUGAGUUUAAAUCAUCAGAGCAAGUUAAUCCACAAAGUCUAGGAGAGAACUUUGUAGUUGCAACAAGCUUAUCUAAAUACUGUGCCUAUUUGGCUGUUUUUGCUCCAAGAUUUUUGCCAGAUCAUGCUUAUACGACAGAACUUAUUAUUGACAAGGUACUUGGGGAAGCCAAGGAUGUUCUGAUUGGUUGCAAGAACCGCACGAGCAUUUAUGAAAAGUUGAUGGCACUUGACAAAGACAAUACUGAAGAAACUAUAAUUAAAAGAGGUGCAAAGCUUGGACAUGUUAUGAUUGAAGGAAUAGAAGACGAAGAGCUAAGAUGGAAGGUUCUGGCUGAUUUUUGGGCAGAGUUGAUGUUGUUUGUGGCUUCAUCAAAUGACAUACAAGUUCAUGCAGAUUAUCUAGCCAGGGGUGGAGAGUUUGUGACACACUUAUGGGCUUUGCUUACUCAUGCUGGUAUACUCACACAAGACUCAACUGAGCAAGAUGUUUGA